Messenger RNA from Protopolystoma xenopodis, 435 nucleotides. The record is from the annotation of a GenBank genome assembly. Lineage: Eukaryota; Metazoa; Platyhelminthes; Monogenea; Polystomatidea; Polystomatidae.
AUGUCUGUUCGUGUAAAGGCAGACAAUUCAGAGGAAUUUGAUUCCACAGGAAGCUGGCCGUCUAAACACCGAUUUGGCUCUUUUGGCUGGCUUAGGUUUGGGUUUGGGUUGGAAGGACCAUUAACGGGAUGCCUAUUUUUCUGUGGCCUACGUCGAAUGUCGUCCCCAGCUGUCCGUCUUACUGAUCUCGUAAAGGGCUGUGAACAUACCUGGCCUUCCAGUUUGUUCGGGGAACAUUUAAUGACAUCGCUAGGACUCUUGUCCUCCGAGUUUAACGCUUUAUCUGGUAGUAGGACGGUGGAAGUAGAGCAUGACAGAUGUGACACGUUCACGCUCGGCUUCCUACCAGCCUCUGCCAGACCUGCCGUCGAAGUUGCUUGCGAGGACAAAGAUGCCACCCGUUGUUCACUUGGACUGCGGGGUCUACCUAUUUGA